Anolis carolinensis (green anole) is the source of this 10788-nucleotide messenger RNA. It is a transcript of the gene sorbs1, whose product is annotated as sorbin and SH3 domain containing 1. Gene Ontology annotation, cellular component: cell-substrate junction; cytoplasm; nucleus. The record is from RefSeq and is a predicted model, not a curated record. Bases 2366 to 7300 code for a protein of 1644 amino acids. NCBI's taxonomy places the organism in Eukaryota, Metazoa, Chordata, Lepidosauria, Squamata, Anolidae. Gene Ontology annotation, biological process: cell-substrate adhesion. Gene Ontology annotation, molecular function: protein binding. The transcript is spliced from 28 exons.
AUGAACAUGUAACAUGGAAGUACCACAGAAGAGUAAGAUGGCUUUGUUUUUGAUGCUGUUUACUGUUCAUAUGUCUUUGUUUUUCUCUUCUUCCUUGAGGUAUAUCUGCGCAAUAGAUUUAUAGUUCAUUUUCUCUAUGGAACUUUGAGAAUAGCAUUCUUAGGCAGAGUGAGAGGAGGGUGGGUUUAGUAUACUGUUCAGAUUCUAAUUUCCAGGAUUUGAGGGUGGGAGCUCUGUUAUUGAUAAAAAAUGACAUACCUUCACUUCCUAGUUCUCAUCCAUGAAAAAGAUAAUUAAUCUAGAAAUGCCAUCCAUGUAACUCAAGUGUGGAUUUUUACUGAUUUAGUUAAUGAAAGAUUCCUAGUAUAGUAGUGGGCAUAUUGUAUUUUAACCUCAGAGAUUGGUUGUAAAAUCUAAUUGGAACUGUUAGAGAUGUUUUUCAACUUUAGUUUCUUACUUGUACUGCUAGUGACCUGUCUUAUAGGGAAUGGCAAAUUUGUUACACUAAAAGUUAUUUCUGAUUUUCAAGUUGCUGAGCUAGUCCAAACUACACUGAUGUAAAUAAGAUUUGUUUAUGCACAUUAGAAAUAUUCUACAGAAAAGUCUUAGAUAUUUUAACUAUAAUAACUCCUACGUAUAUUUUUAUGGCUGAUGUAAAUCUUAGAAUGUUCUGAUAGCAUGAGUUUAGAGUCAAUGUUAAUUCAAAUCAAAUAGUGUUCUCACUCAUGAAACAAUGGCUAUUCUUCAUAGUAGGGUAGGUCUCUCAUGUGUGCUCGAAUUUAGCAUUAAAAUGUUAAUGGAAUCCAGAUAUUUAAUUUCAUUAGGGCCACUGUUACUGCCUCAGAAAUCUGUUAAUUUUUUUUUAUUUAUGCUACCUUCUACAAAAUAUUUUAAAUUGAUUUUGUUGGGACAUAGAUACCUGUGCAACAAUUUUGAUUUCCAAAGAUGCUUAUUCCAACAUAAGGAACUUGAACAAUUUAUUGUUGUUGUUAUCAUCAUUUGUUUAUUUAUAUUGUGCCAGCCAAAGCAACGGGUCCUGUCAAAUGCAUACAAUCUAAAAUGUGCACAGAGGAAAGAAGGAAUAGCAAAUCACCAAACUAUACAAUACCGUUGUGCAAAAAUAGUCUAAAUAAUAAUAAUAAUAAUUUUAUUUCUUACCCAACUCUCCUUGUGGCUCAAGGCGGGUUACAGAAUAAAUAAAACACAUACCAGUAAACAUUGUAAAAAUACCACAAAUACACAUAUUAAAAUAUAUUUCUAUAAAAUAUAUAUUAAAAUACACAAAACAGAGAUUAAACAAAGGACACAAGUUUAAAAUACAAGUCCUCAAACUAAACUGCACAAUAUAAUAUAAAGCAAGCUGACAAUACUUGCAUCAAAAUAUAUAAAACUGCAAAAUGUCAAACUAAAAUCCCAAAGGCUUUGGAAAAGCUGGGAUCAGUGCCUGCCCGCACAUGGUUAAACUGGCUUCUCUCCAUGGAGACAUUCAAACACUAUCUAACUACUAAGCAGCUCUGCCGCUUUUUAUGGGAUCGCCUAAGAACAACAAGGGAAGGAACUUUUUGAGAGAAAUAGUUUUGAUACCAGCAUGUUUUCCUGUGAGAACAGAUUGUAAUGACUGGACCGCAUAGUUGAUUUUCAUUACUGUGGUACCAGUAGGUGUUGUCAACUACAUGCUUUUCAAAACUAAAUAUUUUUAAAGGGCUUCUUUGUCUAAUGGGUACCUUUGGGUUUUGUGCAGAAUGGAUAGUAGUGGACCUGACUGAUUAACCAACACCAAAAUUACCUUCAUGGACUUCCUCAGUGUCCCCAUACAUACUAUUCACCAAUUAGCAAUCAUGACAGGCAGUGUUUUUUCCUCCUCCGCUACAAUCUUCAGUACAGCUCAUGCUGGCUUACUUGCUAUAAACGAGAUGCAUGUUGGGCAAUCACUUUUGGAAAGUCGCUUCUUGUUACUAUACAAAUCAUCUGAGCACCAAAACACACAGGAGGUUGCUGAAGCAAAUCAUAGUAAUAAAAUUGGAUUGAAAUCUAACCAUGAAACAAGAGCAGAGAAAAAGGUCAGCAGUCUAUAUGUAGCUUGUUUAUCUAACAGCACUUGCUCAGCUGCAUUUGAAAAUUCCAUUGCCUGUGCAGAUGUCCAAACAGAAGGCACCCGUUUUGGAGCUGAGGUCACUGUGGCACCAACCAUCCACUGUGUUUCCACUGUAAUAGAUACUGGAAAUUAUCUUCCCCGCCUCCUCACAGGCCAUUCUUUAAUAUUGUUUCCAGCGGAAACACAGUUAGUUGUGGUGAUUGCUGUGCCUCCAGGACCCCUCAAGACACGAAAACAGAAUCUCAACAUACGAUUGGCAGUGAAAACAGAAUGAGAAAAGAGCCAGAUGUUAUACAGAAGCAGCAACAGCCAUACAAGAAAAAGGGAUAUGGCAGGGAACCCUGUCCUCAGCUGUAUGAAGCCCCCAGAACCAGCAGUGGCACUGAAUGUUAUGGCCCUUUAACAGUGGCCAGCAAACAUUCCUCGGCCUACCCCUCCACCACAAUUGUCAAUCCCACCAUUGUCCUUUUGCAGCACAACAGAGAACAACAAAAAAAACUUAGUAACCGCGCAGAGUCAGUGCCAGAAGCACCAGUUCUUGAUAAAGUUGAUUCCAUACCUACGCAAGAAAAAAUAAGCCAGUGGAAAAAACAAGAUGGAACAAGAGUUACUGAGUACGAAGCUGAUCACUCAUUGGAUGAUAUAGGCAUUCCAUUAAGGAACACGGAUCGAUCAAAGGAUUGGUACAAGACAAUGUUCAAACAAAUCCACAGACUGACAAAAGACACUCCUGAAGAAAACCCUUAUUGCCCUACCUACAUAUUCCCUGAACUUCCUGAUAUCCAGUCCCAAGCCAAAGAGGAAAAUCCUUAUUAUCCUACAUACCAGUUUCCUGUGUCUACUCCUAGCCCUAAAUCUGAAGAUGAAGACUCCGAUUCCUGUGUUCCUCAAUAUUCAUUUUACAAAGACACAAGAUCACAGAAUUCAGUUCCCCGUUCAAAGAGCGAGAAUGAUACCAUUACCACAGAGAAGGUGGUGAGGAGAUCUGCCACUCUGCCACUGCCAGCUCGUUCUUCAUCUCUGAAAGGAAGUGUUGAGAGGAAUGAUUGGGAACCUCCAGACAAAAAGGUAGACACAAGAAAAUACUAUGCUGAACCUAAAAGCAUAUAUGAAUAUCAACCAGGGAAGUCCUCAUUUCUGGACAAUGAACAUUUGACUCGGGAUAUAAGCCUAGAAGAGAUAGAUUUAAAGGAUGAACCUUGGUAUAAGUUCUUUUCGGAAUUGGAGUUUGGAAAACCGCCUCCAAAAAAGAUUUGGGAUUAUACUCCUGGAAAGUGCUCUAUCCUUACUAGAGAGGAUAGAAAGACUGAUCCAGAAAAAGAACUUUAUCUCUAUCGGACAGAAUUAGAGGCUGACACUGAAAAAAUUGAGAACCUUGAUAAAGUACCAGAUAAGGAGCCAGUGAAGAGUACAGCACACUCUUCUUCAAUGGAAAUACUCUCAGACCAUUUGGCCCAUUCACCAUAUUCACCAAACUCCCAUCUAGUACAAAGAGAGUUUACCGACACUAUAGGAGAUUCUACUGGAUUGGAGACGGAAAGGCAAAUCUACAAAAGUGUUUUGGAAGGAGGUGAUAUUCCACUGCAAGGCCUCAGUGGCCUCAAGCGUCCAUCCAGUUCAGCUUCCACUAAAGUGGACCGUAAAGGUGGGAAUGCUCAUACAAUUGCACGCUCUUCAGUUUAUAACCAAUCCUUUAACUUUAGUAAUGCCGGCCAACUAGGUCAGUUUUGUAAAUAUAAGAAGCCAUUGUCUGUCGCAAAAGUCUGUAUUGCUGAAAUUCUUCCCUCCAAAUUCAAGCCCAAGCGUGCUACUCCACCUAUUCCUAGGCUAGACAAAAAAGAUCUCUUGCCUCAUGAGAAAACACAAAGCUGUGAAAAUCUCCAUAGCUCACUUACCUUCUUUGGUAACAAGAAAAACUCUGUGAUAGAUGUGGAUGCAAGUUUUGAGAAUAUUCUAAUGAAAUCUAAGCAGCAGUCGGCUGUAAAGUCCAGUAGCACCCAGAGUUUGAGAGAGUGUGGCUCUUCCAGCUUCAGAAAAGAGUAUAUGCUUGGUUCCCAGAAGAAUAGCAUGGAGUUUGCCAUGCUGUAUAAAGACAUGCACCAUAUCAACCGUUCUGGUUUCCAGAGGGGCGUUAUUUCAUCCGGCAGCGUGAAGGAAAUUGCAUCCCAUUUUGAGUGUGAAUUUAAGAGCAAGAGAGAACCCAGCUUCAGCCCCAACCGAGAGAACUUGGAGCAGAUCCCCAAGCACACUGUAUCUUCUCGCAUCACUGCCUUCGAAAUGCUCAUCCAGAAAUCUUUGUCAAUGCCUGCUCUUAGCUUCUCCAGUACCCAUAACAAAUCUCCAACUCCUAGUCUCUCAAACAGCUGCUUAAAUUCGAUAUAUUCAGCUGAGUAUGAGUUGGAUUUGUCCAUGCCAGUUCUGAGGGAAAAGAAUCUAAGUGAUCUUACUAAUCUAGCUGAUACUUCAUCCCAUUCUUAUAGCAAUAUAGAGGAUACAUCAUCAGAAUUUAGUAAUAUGACCCCAAUAGAUACACUCUCAGCUUGUCCUGACGAAAUAGAUGUCAUAUCUAAUAAAUCCAAUGACAGUGGUGGUGACAGUAGCAUCAGCAUUGCUCAGAAAUACAAAGUGAACAAAUGCAAAGGAUCAUGCCCAGCUUCCUACACAAGGUUUACAACUAUGCGGAGACAUGAACAGCAGCAGCCUGCUCAAGGGGAUGUUGAAGGAGAAAAGCACCUGCUCCCUAGAAAUAUCUACCUCAUGAGCCCUCUUCCCUUCAGAUUGAAAAAGCCCUUGCAGAGACACUCCAGAACGACCCUUCCUUUGCCUGGACUGGGAGCUCUGCUGGCAUCCACCUGCGAAAUCCAGAAUGAUCAGUCAAGGGGAAGCCACAGCAAUAACACCUCCUUCUAUGAGCUAUGCAUGCAGCGGAAACCGCCAGCUCCCAAACGCCUCUCUUCCUGUGACAUUGUCAAAAGAUUUAGCCACUUCCUGGAAGUGGAAACUUGGCAAACUAGUUCUGUUUCCCUACUGGACUUUCCAGAUGUGUUUAAUAAUGCGAAUGUACCAUAUGCUUUAUACUACAAGGUGGACACAAACAACAACCCACAAAAGGAAUUCAGGACAUACCCUGGAGUAGAUUCAGAAUCACCAAGACAUUUUCCACCACUUGAUUACAUGGAGAAUCCUGAAGAUAUUUUCCACAGACGCCACAGUGAUAAAGAGAAACUUUUAGAGGACCAGAGACGACUUAAACGUGAGCAAGAAGAAGCUGAUAUUGCAGCUAGAAGGCACACAGGGGUCAUUCCUACGCACCAUCAAUUUAUCACUAAUGAGCGGUUUGGGGAUCUCCUAAUUGUAGACGAUACAGCAAAAAGGAAAUCUGGGUCAGAGAUGAGAGCUGCCAGAGCAAGGUUCGAUUUUAAAGCCCAGACACUAAAAGAACUGCCACUGCAGAAAGGAGAUAUUGUGUACAUUUAUAAAGAGAUUGAUCAGAAUUGGUACGAAGGAGAACACCAUGGCAGAGUGGGCAUCUUUCCACAAUCAUAUGUAGAGCUACUUCCCCCCAGAGAAAAACAUCAUCCUAAGAAACCCUCACAGUUGCAAGUCUUGGAAUAUGGAGAUGCAAUUGCCAAGUUCAAUUUCAAUGGUGACACUCAAGUAGAGAUGUCCUUCAGAAAGGGUGAGAGGAUUACACUGAUCCGGCAAGUAGAUGAAAACUGGUAUGAAGGAAAAAUCCUUGGCACCAAUCGCCAAGGCAUCUUCCCAGUCACAUAUGUGGACAUAUUUAAGCAGCCUGUUGUGAAAAACAUGGAAGAUCAUAGUGAUCUGCUAUUUUCCCACUCGAUGAACCACAGCCAGGCUACUUCACCACAGUCUCACAGUUCUGAGCUGCUUUUCACACCAACUCCCCCACCAUUGCCCUUCAUGGGCCCAGCAUUGUCUCCCGAAUUGAAGGCUGUCACCUCAGAAUGGAUUUCCCUGACUUUGGGAGCAACCUGUUCCCCAACUCCAACUGUCACUCCUCCUUUACCACCUCAUCCUAAUUCUUUUCUAUGUAACAUUGAUUAUCUCAGACCACCAUCAGUGGCCAGCCCCUCACCAUCCAUUAGCCUUCACCAAUCUAAUCUCUCCAAUUCCUCAACUCCCACAUCUGUUGUCUCCUCACUGCCUUCCUCCAGUGAGCCUCAGUCAUCCACUCAGGACAUCAGUUUGACAGUUCUGCCAAGUGAGGAGAAGUUUGCUAGCUCUCCUUCUUAUCACACCAGCAACGGUAAUUCACCUUAUUCUGUAGUUGGCAGUCCUGAUAGCUUCGUCUCAGAGCUCAGUGAUGUCACUGGCCACCAAGACAAGUUGCAGAAGACCAGAAGAGUCAAGCGAAGCAUUGACAGGGAAGAUUGUAUUACAGCCAACAAAGGCCCCAGUGGUGUCCCUGAGAAUUGUAGAACGAGGCGCCAUUUAGAGAUGGAGAAGUGUGUUAUUCCACAAAAGAAAUCUCUUCACUUCUCUGAUGAGAGGAAACUUUGUCAGGAGCAGGGAGAUGGCCCCCCCAAAAGUGGGAUGUACAGUUAUAAAGAUGUUGAACAGAGGGAGAGUCAAGGCAGGGUUAUGAAGUCUGCAAAUGCAAAAGCCUUCUAUCCAUCUGCUCUUCUGUCUCCUUCUGCAAUCCCUUCUUUUGCUGUUAGAACAGAACUACCUCCCAGACUCUCAUGUAGGGUCAACAUGCCACAGCCUUCUCAUCAUUCAUUGAGGCCAGGACCAGAUCUCACAGAAUCAGAAAAGACCUAUGUGUCCCCUGCCCGCUUUGGAUUAAAUACUAUGCCUGCCACCCAGGAAACUGUUUGCAAUGAGAUCUUAAACAUUGCUGAAAAAUCCGUUCAUUACUGCAGCACAAUUUCUCAGCCUCUUGUCUCUUGUCACAAGGGACCCUUUAGUGACAGUAGAUCAUCUCUCAUCAUUUCCCAGCAACCACCCAAAGUCCCACUGCUGGAAUCAACCAUCGAGAGGAAUCAUACCGCACAAAAUGUACUUAGCUACCGGGCACUCUACAGCUAUAUUCCACAAAAUGAUGAUGAGCUGGAAUUAAGAGACGGUGAUAUCAUAGACGUGAUGGAAAAGUGUGAUGACGGUUGGUUUGUUGGCACAUCCAGAAGAACACAACAAUUUGGUACUUUCCCAGGCAACUAUGUGAAACUUUUAUCUCUUUAAAAGCCAUUCUUUUUCUGUUCCUUUAAUCAAGAGAGAGGGACCGUGAGAGAGAUUAGGAUGGAGACUGAUGUGAAAAGGUGGAUUUAAUUUUUUUAAAGAAUUUUGUGAAUGACAUGAGAGAGAGAAAAGAAAUGGAUUUGGAAUGUGGCAAGAUCGGCGCAAAGCUCGCUUCUCCUUUGGAGGUUGACUGGGACAGAGAAAAUAGAAGUCAAGCUUUCUCCAGUGCUGUGUGGGUAUGUUUUUAUUUUCCAGCAGAUGAUGUGAUGAGGCUUAGCUUUCAUUCAGUACCUAUAUAUUACUCUUCACAGUGACAUUGAGUGAAAGAAACAGAAUGUGGUGAAACAAUGUUUGUGUUUGUGGCCAGGACAAAAUGUGAACAGCUGGUGGAUUUAUUUUUAUUUUGUGUGUUACAAACUUUUUAACUGCAUCUCGGCUGGUAGACAGCGAGGCUACAAUUUUAUCCUGUCAAAAUUUCAGGGAGAUCUUGUUCCCUUCCUUUGGAAUCUGUGCCUUUGAAAGGGGAGGCAAGUGUCUGGAAACCUGGUUGGAAGGGAAGAGCACAUUCUCAAGUGUGAAGAGCACUUUCCCAAGCAUGAAGAGCACAUUCUCAUCCUUGUCACUGCACGUCAGCUAGUUUUCUGUAAUCCCCAUGACAUCUCAAUCUCACUCCCAAUGAACUUUUCAUUCUUCCCAUCAAGAGGAUUCCCAGUCCUUGGGGAAAUGUGUUCAUGCUUAAUGCAACAUUUGAAGCAAGUGAGCAGGCUUCCAAGUGUCAGGCUUCCAUUUCCUCACAACUUCCUCUCCCACAUUAGUUCUCUUUUCUCCAGGGCUAGCACUUUACUCUUCUUCACUAUAGGCUGAGAGUGAAGAUCAUGAGGCCAUACAGAUGUAGCCUAGCCUGCAUGCCCAUCUAGUGCAGGUUUUGUGUGUGUCAGGAGUGACUUGAUAAACUGCAAGUCACUUCUGGUGUGAGAGAACUGGCAGUCUGAAAGGACGUUGCCCAGGGAAUGCCCAGGUGUUUUAUCAUCCUGUGGGAGGCUUCUCUCAUGUCCCCGAAUGUGAAGCUGGAGCUGACAGACGGGAGUUCUGCCAACCUUUUAGUCAGCAGUCCUGCCAGUACAAGGGUUUAACCCAUUGCACCACUGGGGGCUCCUUGGUGUGGUAGAAGUGGUUGAGUCUUGCUCUCCAGUCCUACCUAAAGCAAAAUAUGCAAAUCAGAUCUAUUACCAACGUGCUACUUUUUGCAGUAUCGGAGUUUGGGGAAUCUAAAGAUUUUAUCAGUCAUACAGCUGUUAAUUUUAUCAGCCUUUCGCUAAUCGGCAACAGCUUUGCUUUGACAAAAAUAUAUGAACAGUAAUAGUGAUAUUUUAAGUAAUAAUACAGUAGAGUCUCACUUAUCCAAGCCAUGCUUAUCCAAGCUUCUGGAUUAUCCAAGCCAUUUUUGUAGUCAAUGUUUUAAAUAUAUCAUGAUAUUUUGGAGCUAAAUUCGUAAAUACAGUAAUUACGACAUAACAUUACUGCGUAUUGAACUACUUUUUCUGUCAAAUUUGUUGUAUAACAUGAUGUUUUGGCGCUUAAUUUGUAAAAUCAUAACCUAAUUUGAUGUUUAAUAGGCUUUUCCUUAAUCCCUCCUUAUUAUCCAAGAUAUUCGCUUAUCCAAGCUUCUGCCGGUCCGUUUAGCUUGGAUAAGUGAGACUCUACUGUACUUGAUUGUGGAAAGGCACAGAAGGGAAGUAAUAACCAGACUCAGAAAAGACAGGGGCACCAACAGGAACACUGAAUGUAAAGAAAUUAUCCUUAAAUUUUUAAACCACAAAAUUAUUUGUAUAGGAUUUUAAUCCAGAUUACCUGUGAGAAAUUUAGACGUUCAACAUUGCAUGUUUCAGCCCAAAUCAAGUCAGAACAGCACCUUACAAGCUCCCCAAAGCAAAUGUUUCCAACUAGUGCAAGUGUUACCUUUGCUUGAGCCCUGCAUAGAACAAAUAAGAACAUUGUUGCUGCCACUUUUUUUCUUAUCCUUUGAACUAGCUGCAGGAGGUUUGUUUUCUUUUUUGAGAAUAAGGGGAUGUUGAUUGCAUUGAUGCCUUGUAUAAGCUGGUUUCCUGCUUUGACUCUCAAUUAGCAGGAGAAGCAAAACUGGCUCAUUGCCCUGAUUUGAGGAAACAUUCCACCUCCCCGCUGCCCUCAAAACAAUCUUCCUAUUGCGGUUCCUUUCCCCCUUCUGUGGUUCUCACACUUUUGACUGAGCGUCACAUUAUGCAACCGCACAUAUGAGGUACUAGAUUACAUCACAGGAAUUUUCUCACUCUGGAGCAAAUGCUGACAUGUUUCUGAAUGUGCCUUUUAAAAGAAUUGGUUGCAAAUGGAAUGAUUGCCUGCCUCUUCAAAACAAACCAGAAGCAACCGUUUGUGUAAUUCGAUGUCCAAAGCUACUUUCAUUUUGAGCUCCUUGAAUUAAUAAGAGCACCCCUUGUACACAGUUCCUUAGAAGUAAACCAUCUGAUCCUCAAUGUUACUUUCACAAAUUGAAAUAAAACAGAUGUUUCUUCAUAGUUGGUUGAAAAAGAAAAGGGACUCUACAAUAACAUUUUAAAAUAUAAAAUGCCUUUUUUCCUGCUGCUGUUUUUAUAGUUUCACUGACAACAAUGACAACUAAAUCACGGUCUUGAUGCUAGCAAUUCUCUUUUAUGUGUUUAUUAGCAAGGAUCCAAAAUAUCAGGAUUUCUCUGUUGCUAUUAGCAAGGAUCCAAAAUAUCAGGAUUUCUCUGUUGCUGACUCCCCUCCCCAUCCCGGAACAGCCAAACAUGAAGUGCUUUAAUAUUAUGAAUGUAAAUAUGUACAUUUGGUUUUGUAUAGAUUUAAAAAUCUUAUAUUGAAAAAAAUGACUGAAAGAUUUUUUAAGAGGAGAAAAGAAGGAAUUUCCCAUUUUUACUUAUUAUCAAAUAUCACUUUGAGUCACUUUAAUUAACAAAGCUUAUCAAAACAUAAAUUAAUAAACUAAAUUAAUAAAUUAAUACACAAAGCUAGACAAUGCUGUUUCCACCAUGGUGGAGAAUUCACAUUUUCAUUACCAAGGAUGGUUAGUGCUUAAAUGUCACUGGAAAUAUUUAUAGCUCCCGACAGUUCUUGUGGUUUAGGCAUGGGAUGGAGUCCCAUUCAGUGACAUCUUUGUGUGUUUUAAUGGACUUUUAAAAUGCUUUUGAUUUGCACUCAUUACCUGCAGCAAUGUUAAUUGAAUUUAGGUCUGGAACUACAAUUAGAGGAUUGGACUAAUCUACUCUGCAAAAAACGUGCUUGACAGUAUUAGCUAUCCAUAUGGAUUUUUCAGUUAAUGCACAUUUGCGUUCAUGCUCACACACUUCAAAACCAGAACCAACUCGUGUUUUGUUUUCUCAUUGCAGUGGAUUAUUAUUGGCAAUUAAUAAAAAUACUGAAUUGAAAGCAUGUUCUAUUGUGUAAAUGAUUUAAUAAAUAUUAGCCCAAGCUCA